AUGCAAACAGAGAAUAGAAAUAGAGAGAAGUGCUGUCUAGUGGUCUUAGAUGGUUGGGGUGAGAAUGAAGAGAACAACCCAGAAAUUGUUGAUGCAAUUGUUCAAGCCAAUCCCUGCCAUAUGAACAAGUUACGUGCUACUUACUUCAGCACUCUUCUUUUGGCCCACGGAACUUAUGUUGGCCUAGCUAGUAAUAGUAAUAUGGGAAAUUCAGAAGUUGGCCAUUUAACCAUUGGAGCGGGCCGAACGGUGCUUCAGGAUAGUGUGCGAAUUAGAAAAGUACUGAGUGGUGAUCUUGGUUCGGAUGAACAAACAAGCGUGCUAUCUAACUUAUUCGAUUCACUUGUUGCCAACCAAAUUGUACACGUACUAGGCAUGCUUUCAGACGGUAAUAUUCACAGCCAUUGGCGCGAUAUUUUAGACAUAGCUACUCUAAUCUCACCAAAAUGCCAAGCCGUAUACAUUCAUAGCAUUGCUGAUGGCCGCGAUACUCGCCCAUCGGAGUAUCUUAACUAUCUCGCUCAGAUUAAACCUUUACUACCCGCCAAUGCCUAUAUAGUCUCGGUCUCUGGCCGCUUCUAUGCCAUGGACCGCGACAAGCGAGAAGAACGAACAGCUGCUACUUAUGAUACUCUUUUCUCGGCCACUAAACCCACCCAAACGCCAUCUUUACCAAAUUACACUGAAAUAACUAGCUACAUCGAACAGCAAUAUGCUCAAAACAUCACAGAUGAAUUUAUUCCACCCUUCUGCUUACCAGGAUGCCAGAUAACACCCCAAAGUCCCUUGCUGAUUACUAACUUUCGAGUCGAUCGAGUCAGACAAAUCUAUGCCAAGCUGGCCCCAGUCACCCAGAUCCACACCAUGACCCGGGUUUUGCCCGACCAAAAGAAUGAGGAAGUCUUAUUUGAACGGCCUGAAAUAAAGCAGACUCUUGGAGAUGUAAUUGAAGAGCAAGGUCUUCGCCAAGUCCGCAUUGCAGAAACUGAAAAGGCCGCCCAUGUGACCUUCUUUUUUGAUGGCGGUAAAGAUAUCAAUCGCCAGAACAGUCUCAAAAGAAUCAUUCCCAGCCAGCGAGUUGAGUCUUACGAUACCACCCCCGCAAUGUCCGCCCCCGAGGUCACCAAAGCUGUUCUGGAUGAAAUCAAACAAGGCACCGAUUUUGUCCUAGUCAACUUUGCCAACGGCGACAUGGUUGGCCAUACCGGCAAUAUUUCAGCCACCAAGCAAGCCAUCUCCGUCCUUGACCAGCACAUAAACGAAAUCUACCUAGCCGCCAAAGAGCACAACUACCUCCUCAUCAUCACAGCCGACCAUGGCAAUGCCGAGGUUAUGCAAGAUGCACAAGGCCCAGUCAAAUCCCACACCACCAAUAAGGUUCCCAUUAUCAUUAUCUCCCCGAGCACUCAAGCAAGCGUCACCACCUCCAAGUCAAACCCAAGCCUUGCUGAUGUAGCCCCCACUGUUCUUCGUCUUAUGAACCUACCAAUCCCCGACGCCAUGACCGGCCAUUCACUAAUCAACUAA
Messenger RNA from Nematocida homosporus, 1527 nucleotides. RefSeq names its product 2,3-bisphosphoglycerate-independent phosphoglycerate mutase. The transcript has a single exon. Gene Ontology annotation, molecular function: manganese ion binding. NCBI's taxonomy places the organism in Eukaryota, Fungi, Microsporidia. The record is from RefSeq and is a predicted model, not a curated record. Gene Ontology annotation, biological process: glucose catabolic process. Gene Ontology annotation, cellular component: cytoplasm; cytosol. The coding region runs from base 1 to 1527 and encodes 508 amino acids.